Molecule: messenger RNA, 570 nt
Organism: Fusarium musae
Lineage: Eukaryota; Fungi; Ascomycota; Sordariomycetes; Hypocreales; Nectriaceae
Exons: 3
Coding region: 1-570 (189 amino acids)
Biological process (GO): spindle pole body duplication
Cellular component (GO): mitotic spindle pole body; half bridge of spindle pole body
Molecular function (GO): microtubule binding; calcium ion binding
Source: RefSeq, a predicted model, not a curated record
AUGCCUCCAAAGCGCAAGGCUCCCGCGACCAGCGCAACCGCCGCACCCAAGACGCGACAAUCCAAACUUGCAAAGGAGCAUAAUGUGACUGCGCAAGAAGAGGGCGAGAUCCGUGAGGCGUUCAGUCUCUUUGCAGAGCCAAUGGACGGCGAGAAGCAUGGAGUCUUGCCUAUCGACGACGUUAAGUCUGCACUCGUAGCCCUCGGUGUUCCACCCUCUUCCCACGCAGAGCUCAAAGAAUUUAUAUCGAUCCUGGAUCCAGAAAACGACGGAUACGCGACAUUUGAACCUUUCUUCGCAAUCUGCGCCCUCAAAUUCCAUACAAGAGAGCACGACUCGGACGCCCAUCGUGCAGAAGUCGAGGAAGCUUUUCGACUAUUCACAAAUGGUCAGGAUGGACCCAUUACCCUUGCACACCUGCGGCGUGUUGCUGCUGUGCUCAAAGAGGAUGUCGAUGAGGAACUACUCAAGGAUAUGAUUCUCGAGGCGAACGGCGGCGUAGGUGUUGCUAGGGGAGUGGGCGUUGAGGAGUUUGAUGGAGUCAUGAAGAGUGCUGGUGUUUGGAGGUGA